CUUCUGAAUGACAUCAUAACUCAGCACCACUUUCCAAUAUGGCGUCUAGCCGGCUGCCGGAGAGGGCUGUACCGGAGGAGCCUUUCUGCGCACACAAAUACUCUCUGCUGAUCAUCACCGGGCCGAUUAGUCACCCGGACCAAGCCGGACUCAUCCACAGAGAGAUUGAACGAGGGGUCCGGUCGUGGGACGUGAGCCUGAGGUCGUGUAACCUGAGCCUCUACCUCCAGGAGUUCCUCACCCACCACAUCGUGUCCCUGAAGGGCCCAGGUCACAGGUGUCUGCGCCACAGCACCAGUGUGUUGGACACCCAGGUGCUGAUCAGCCCCGCCCAGGAGCAGGUGCACUCGGAGGUAUGCAGCCUGCUAGACAGUGAUUCUGCCCACAAGCUGCUGGUGUUGGCCGGGCAGAGUGUCGAGGAGACUGGGGGUCUGCUGUUACACAAGGGGCUCUUCUCCUCCCAGCAUCUGAGGAGCAUCCUCACAGAGCAGCUCAGCGACAGAGGAUCCUCCCCUUUCUCGCGGAGGCGUUCCUCCAGGUACACCCUGACCCUCAGCUGCCCCAACGUGGGCACCUGGAGGGACACCUUCUCGGGCAGCCAGCCGCCGGGCCACCCCACCCUCAGCAUCAACCCCCCGGAGGUGCUGCCCGCCAUGGAGGCCCUGGGGGAGUUCACGUCCCUGGUGACGGGCUCCCUGCACCCCUCGUCCCCCUUCGAGGUGCUGCCCCCGCCCGGCACGGUGGGCUUCCUGAAGCUGUCGCGGCCCUGCUGCUACGUGUUCCCGGCCGGCCGCGGCGACUGCGCCUUCUUCGCGGUCAACGGCUUCACCAUGCUGCUGGACGGGGGCUCCGACGCCCAGGCCUGCUUCUGGAAGCUGGUGAGGCACCUGGACCGCGUGGACGCCCUGCUGGUCAGCCACAUCAGCACCAGCAGCCUGGCCGGGGUCAACACCUUCCUGGAGAGGAAGGUGGCGGAGAUGGAGCUGGGCGGGCCGGACGGCAAAGAUGACCUGACGAAGAGGCUGAUCUCCCCGGAGCUGGGCGUGGUGUUCUUCAACGCCCCCUGCAGCCUGCACACGGACCAGCAGCCAAGUGUAGACAGUGUCCUGAAAAGUGCAGAUCAGGCGACUUUGACCAUAAGGUUGCUCAAGAAACUAGAAAUAGUUCCGCAGCCGAUGUUCCGACCAGCAGGGGUCCCCAUCGAGCCCAUGACUCUGUUCCAGAAGAUGGGCGUGGGCCAGCUGGAGCUCUACAUCCUCCACCCGGGCAAAGCCAGCCCGGAGUACCAGGCGCUCAUGCAGAGCUGGCCCGACCGAUCCAACCCUUCCUCCCAGACCCGAGCUCUCCCCCUCCCAGCCAUGACCUCUGUGUGCGCCCUCCUGGUGUGGCACCCGGCCUGUCCUCAGGAGAAGGUGGUCAGGGUGCUCUUCCCUGGUGCCACUCCACAAGGGAAGCUCCUGGAAGGGCUGGAGAAGCUCAGGGGCCUGGCAUUCCUCCAGAAGCCCACCGUGACCACCGGGGACCUGGAGGUGCAGAAGGAACACAAGCAGGCCAAGAGAACGGCCAGCCAGGACAGUGUGAAGGAGGUACCUCCGAGGGUGGGUAAGGAGGAGGCGAAGGAAGGCCUUGCUAAAGAGAAAGCGAAAGUGGUGAACGGUAGUGCCCUGAAGGAGGAGGGGAAGAAGGAGCCGGAGAAAAACAAAGUCAGAAACGGAAACGUCAAGCCGAAAUCAGCGACCACCGAGAAGAACGUGGUGAAGAAAGGAGGAGGCAGGGAUGUGAAAAAAGACAAGGAGGCGGGGAAGAUAGAGGACAGCGGUCCUAAGAGACGGGAACAAGGGAAGAAGGAGGUUCCGCCCUCCAAGCCAAAGAACGAGAACAAAGCGAAACCCAAAAAGGAAGCGAAAAAAGACACUAAAACGCUAGGUAAGAAACCUAACAAACCGUCAGGAAAAGAGAUAAAGACAGGUUCUAAUUUGAUGGCCAAGAAAGCCAGCCUGAAUAAUGAACUCCAGAAGACAGAGUCGGCUCCUUCCAACACAGAGGAGUUGUCCCGAACCCUCAAGGCAGAGAGCCCUGCCGAGGAGCCCAAGAGAGACAACCCCUCAGACCAGAACCACUCUGGAUCCAGAAGGUCCACCCCUGAAGACAUCACAGAGGACCUUCUCAAGCUUCGGGGAGAAAGCGUGCGAGAGGUGACCAUCAGUGAAGUCGGACAUGACUCCGAGAUUAUAGGAGUUCAAAUUGGUGAGAGUGAGACCAAGAUGCUGGUUCUGGAUCAAGACCGAGCCGUAACCUCCCUGACAGGGAAGGGCCCCGCUGAGGUUACGGCCGAGAAGCUGGCCAAGGCUGUCAGAGUCGAAGGCUUCCCCGGCCCUUUAAACAUGUGCUCCCAGAGCGACCAGACAGACCUGACCCCGACGGAGUACACCCUGCUGGACGGGGCCCUGAAGAGCAGUCCUCCCUCCGGGUCCUCGGGGGACAACCCGGCGACGGCCAGCCCGGACGAGGCCACGGUGGGGCACACCUCCUCGGAGUCUCGGGCCAACAGCGCGGGCCACACGCCCUACUGUCUGUCCCCCGACGACGUGUGGUGCAACAGGGACAAGCUGAGCCGACUCCAGGGCCAGAUGGCUCGCUCGGAUGACCCGACUGACGCCCUUCAGCCGCCGGUGCCUCCGGUCUCCGCCGUCGACGGUCAGCAGGGUGAGGGCCAAACCACAUUCAACCCGAGGGAGAAGACCUUGACCACCCUCUCGCUGGGAACCUUUAAAGAAUCGGCGGGCCCCGAUCCGUCGACCUCCGUCACCACCACCACCACCACGCACUCCAUGCCGGCCGAGGCCAUCUCCCCCCAGUCGACCGAGGUGGACGAGUCCCUGUCCAUGUCCUAUGAGAAGGGCUCGAUCGCGGUCAGCCAGCGCGACGGGGAGGACAGUCUGCACCACUCCGUGUCCAACGGCAGCCACUGCGUGGACACCGAGUUUAGGGUGGGGAUGUCUUUACCGCUGAAGAAACCGCCCCGCUCUCUGGGCCAGGGUUUGGAUAUGGGAAGGCCCCCAGGCCAUGGCAACCUCCAUUUUGAGUCGGAGGCCCAUGAUGUGGACCUGUGUCUGGUUUCGCCGUGCGAGUUCAAACACUUCAAACCGACGGACCCGGCAUCAACAGCCGGUGACCGGCAUGAGGGGAACGCCGUGGUGGCGGGCCCCCAGCACCACGGCAACAACAACAGCCAGCGGGACAUGUCGCUCAGCGAAUCAAACGCCCCCCACUGCACCGAAGACUGCCCCUCGACCACGGCGGACGGGGGUCUGGAUUCAGACGAGGACGAGUCGUGCAGCGAGCCCACCAGCUCCCUCAACGACCCCCACGCCCACCAGAACCUACCCCCCGACCCCCCGCCGGCCCCUUUGAGGGACGGACCGCCGCCGCCCCCGCAGCCAGACUCCUGCAUGCCGGUUCCUCAGUCGGACCCCGAGGUCCACGGCAGGGGGGCCAAAACGGCGGGAACGAGAGGGAAAAAAUACACAGGGGUGUCGGAGGCCUCCCUCCGGGCCGGGCCGACAGGAGGGUCAGCCCAGGGAGGGAAGAGCAGAGUGGUGGGGGGGCUCGGCGGUGGGCUGGGGAGAGGACCCCCGCGUACCUCUGGAACUAAGACCACACCGGCCAAAGCUUCAGCCAGCCCUGAACCAGGGCAGCCGGGCUGCGAGGGCCCGCUCAGCGUGCACGUGGACCUGGCCUACCUCCCCUCCGGAGCGUCCUCCGCCACGGUCGACGUGGACUUCUUCACCCGCGUGCUCUCCUCCUGUUACAUCAUCAGCGGGGACGGGCCGGAGAGGGAGGAGCUGAUGAGGCCGACGCUGGACGCGCUGUUGGACGGCAAGGCCACCUGGAGAGAGGCCGCGCAGGUGACGGUGAUCCCCACGUUCGAGUCGGCGGCCAUGCAGGCCUGGUACCAGCAGACGGUGGAGCGGCAGAAGGAGCUGGACGUGGUGGUGCUCGGCUCCAACAGCACCGUGGCCAUGCAGGACGAGACCUUCCCCGCCUGCAAGAUCGAGUUCUGAAGGGAGGGGGGGGGAGGGAGGGAGGGAGGGAGGGAGGGAGGGAGGGAGGGAGGGGGAGGGAGAGAGAGAGAGAACUGAAUACAGAAUCAAAUCCUUUUGCCGAAGAGGAGAGAGAGAGAGAGAGAGAGAGAGAGAGAGAGAGAGAGAGAGAGAGAGAGGCAGAGAGACAGAGGUGGGGGGGUUGUCUGAAGCAGGGAAGGGAGCGAGCAGUGAGUAAGAGUUUUGAAGCUCAACAAAGUUACACACACAUCUCUGACUACACACACAGCUCUUACUAAUCAAUUGACAACCUAGGAGUCGUUAAUUAUUCAGAGAGAGGGAUCUUAGGGCGUGGAAUUACAGCAUGUCAAAUCUUGACCUAUGAUCCUGUGGUGAUCAGGAGAGGAGAAUAUCCCAAGGUGGGUAUAAGCAUGUGAAUAGGUUUUAACUGUACAGCGAAGAUAUAAACAUAGUCCUAAUCCCAACAGAAUGUAACAUCUAAACUGUGACACUUAUGGUCGCUUUAUUCAAUACUUUUAGAGGCAUCUGCACUCCUUUAUCGUGAUAACAUCCAAAUCCUUUCAUUUGAUUCAGGUUGAUUUAUUAAUUUUGAGAUCCAUUAAGAUGCAAUUAAACAAACUUAAAUUAACUGUUCAGUAACUUAAAUCAGAAGUAGUUUAGUACAUAUGUGUAGAUAAAAAAUACUCUAUUCCUGCCUGAGUACCAGUCCAUAAGUUUCCCCAUAAAUAUAAGUGAUAGAAUACCAAUCAUUGAAUAGUAUUCGUCAUGGAAUUAGAAAAUCCUGCUUGUAUGACUUUGCUGUAGGACGGUUAAGGCCGAAGUCAACUGGAACUCAAUCAUAACUUAUUAUUUAUGAAUUGUAAUUAUGACGGGUUCAUAACACCACGAAACAGAAAGGAUAAUCGUUGAUCUUACAUUUGAUGAAAAUAAAUCACCUGUUGAUGUACUGAACGUUGUAUGUUUACGGAGUUUGUUUAGUGAAAAACAGUGUAUGAAUCAACGCUUUAAAUCUUAAUGUAUGCCACUAUACGCGUGCAUCCAGUUUCACUAUAUGGCCUAUGGAAGGGAUAGCUUUAACUGGUGGCCAAAUCACUCGACAAAAGACUGAGGAAUCCUCCCCUGUAAGCACUUCAGACAACAAAUCAACAAAUUGCAAGAGAAAAAGAAAAUUGAUGAUGAAACCAACAAAUCCUGUUCGAAAAAGUCUAAGAGUAGGUGUCUCGCUUUGAUGUAUAAUUAAAAUGAAUACAAAACUAAAUAAAAAGUCAAUAUAAACGAUUACUUACAGUGAGACUGCCAGUCUGGAGGCUUUUAGGGUUGAUAUAAUUUCAUAGUUGUCUAUCUACCGUUAAGCAACGACAGGCAAAUUCAACCACAUAGUUCUAAUGCAAACCAUGAACUGGAGGCGUGAAAGUGGGUCACGUUCUUCCUCAGAAGUGAAACGGGAAGGCCUACCAUUGUGUCUUGCAUGUUUUAUCUUGUUCCACAAGGCCGGUCUGAGUGCACGUGGAGAGACACCAGGCUAGGUGUGGAACUGAUUGACAUUUCAGUCUGGGCGCCUCUGACAAAGUGAAUUUGUGUGAAGAGAUUAAAGAUUGUGUCACCAUCUGUUUCUGAGCUGUGUUUGCCUGUUCCCAUAAUCAUUGAACAUCUCCCACUAAGUGAUAUUAUAUUGAUAGCAUUGAUUGAUUUGUUAGUUAUAAUAAAACGCCUAAACAAUUAUGUUA
Gadus macrocephalus (Pacific cod) is the source of this 5791-nucleotide messenger RNA. Its product is annotated as microtubule-associated protein 1S-like. Gene Ontology annotation, cellular component: dendrite; microtubule; cytosol. Lineage: Eukaryota; Metazoa; Chordata; Actinopteri; Gadiformes; Gadidae. Gene Ontology annotation, molecular function: microtubule binding; actin binding. Bases 39 to 4064 code for a protein of 1341 amino acids. The transcript is spliced from 10 exons. The record is from RefSeq and is a predicted model, not a curated record. Gene Ontology annotation, biological process: axonogenesis; regulation of microtubule depolymerization; dendrite development.